This is a messenger RNA of Hipposideros armiger (great roundleaf bat), 1035 nucleotides long. It is a transcript of the gene CUNH6orf58, whose product is annotated as chromosome unknown C6orf58 homolog. The record is from RefSeq and is a predicted model, not a curated record. The transcript is spliced from 6 exons. NCBI's taxonomy places the organism in Eukaryota, Metazoa, Chordata, Mammalia, Chiroptera, Hipposideridae. The coding region runs from base 1 to 1035 and encodes 344 amino acids.
AUGGCUUUCCUUCCUCCCUGGGCCUGCAUACUAGUUGGCUGCUUUUCUGUUGCUUUAGCAGAAGUAUCCAGCCUCUCAGAUCUGUAUCCCCCUCUGUGGAUGGACAGUCCUGGUCAGUUCAGUGGCUACAGGGUGGAGAAUGGAAAGUACAUUAUUGACCCUUGGGUAUACCCGGAGAGGUUGGGGAUGUAUAAAAUCCUACUGAGCCAGACAGCCAGAUAUUUUGAAAAAUUUGCACCAGGAAAUGAACAAAAUCUAUUAUGGGGAUUGCCCCUACAGCAUGGCUGGCAAUAUAGUACAGGCAGAUUAGCUGAUCCCAGCCAGAGGACAGACUGUGGCUAUGAAUCUGGAAAUCAUCUGUGCAUCUCUGUGGACAGUUGGUGGGCUGACAUGAAUUACUUUCUCUCUGCAUUACCCUUCCUUGCUGCCGUUGACUCUGGCAUAAUGGGGAUAUCACCAGACCAAGUCAUGCUUUUGCCACCACCCAAAAUUCAGACGCGCUUUUGUCUUACUGUUGCUACUUGUCAGUCAUCCUUCCCUGUGUUAAUGAGAAAGUGGAAUGCCUUCUACCAGCACCUGAAGUUACCUUCUAGUAGCUUUGAGGACUUGUUGAAGUACUUAUGGGAUGCUCAUGCCUCAACCUUGGAAGAUCUUCACAAAACAUUUGAUGAUAGGUUGGAAUAUUAUUCUCAACCAGAAGCAUAUUUUGGAAAAAGUUGGUCUUGUGCUGUAGGAUAUAUAGCUGUAGUCAGGCUUCCUACAAACUUGACUUUAACACAUGAUUUCCAGAAGUCUCUGCCACCACGAAUGCUUGUUAAUGGGGACAGGGCCCCCGUCAUCAGUGACUUUACUGAACUUCAGAAUGCAGUCCUGUUUGGCUUAAAUCUUCUUCAUGAAGUAGAUAACUCUACAGGGUCAUUAUCUUUGGCUAUAUGGAAAAUUUUAAUGAGGACACAAGCUGCAAGAAAGUUAGUUCUAGAGUUUUUAAAAGUAAUUCUUGAAAACUAUAAUCCAACACUUUUUGGAAAUGAUUAA